AUGGUGAAGACUUAUUUACGGCCUCCCCCCGUCUUCACAAGAGGUGAAAAAUGCCAUCUUUGGGACACCGAAGGCAAAAGAUAUCUCGAUUUUACUGCGGGCAUUGCUGUCAACGCUUUAGGUCAUUGUGACCCUGAAAUCAGUCGAAUUCUUAAUGAUCAGAGUUGUACAUUGAUGCACACCUCUAAUCUGUAUCAUAAUGAAUGGACUGGGGCGCUUUCCAGGCUUCUUGUACAGGUAACAGUUGAGGCAGGAGCUAUGCAUGACGCGCAAUCAGUUUUCAUCUGCAAUUCUGGCACUGAGGCUAAUGAGUCGGCUAUCAAGUUCGCAAGGAAGUCGGGCAAAAUUGUAGAUCCAUCGGGGAAGAAACAUGAGAUAGUAUCAUUUCAUAAUUCUUUUCAUGGCCGAUCAAUGGGCGCACUAUCAGCCACACCAAAUCCCAAAUACCAAGAGCCAUUCUCGCCCAUGAUUCCAGGAUUUAAAUAUGGGGAUUUCAACGACGUGUCGGCGUUAAAUGAAUUAAUUACUGAAAGAACAUGCGGUGUUAUUGUCGAACCAAUACAAGGCGAGGGGGGAAUUAUUGUUGGAACAGAUGAAUUUCUCACCGCUCUUGCAGCACGAUGCCGAAAAGUUGGUGCAGUCCUAAUCUAUGAUGAAAUACAAUGUGGCUUAUCCCGCACGGGUAAAUUCUGGGCUCAUGCUUCCCUUCCCAAGUCUGCACAUCCGGACAUAAUUACUAGCGCCAAAGCCCUUGGAAAUGGAUUCCCUAUUGGUGCUGCCAUUGUCAAUUGUUGUGUCAGCGAAAAAAUAAUGGUCGGAGAUCACGGAACCACAUUUGGCGGGAAUCCCUUGGGAUCUCGUGUUGCGCAUUACGUCGUAAAUCGGCUUCGCGACACAGAUUUUCAGGCGAAUGUAUUAGUCAAGAGCGAACUUUUCGUAAAUCAAUUACGGUUACUUCAAAAAAAAUACCCACAAUUGAUCACGCAGGUCAGGGGAAGAGGCUUAAUUCUUGGUCUUCAGCUUUCCCAGGAUCCCGCCCCAAUUAUUACUGCUGCUCGUGAGAAAGGACUGCUUAUAAUCACAGCUGGGACGAAUACGAUUCGUUUUGUACCUAGUUUGACUAUUACCCAAUCGGAAAUUUUGGAAGGUCUCCAAAUUUUGGAAAAAGCUAUUGAGGCUACCAUAUCAUAA
Blumeria graminis f. sp. triticale is the source of this 1191-nucleotide messenger RNA. The record is from the annotation of a GenBank genome assembly. Lineage: Eukaryota; Fungi; Ascomycota; Leotiomycetes; Helotiales; Erysiphaceae.